Messenger RNA from Pseudophryne corroboree (corroboree frog), 1405 nucleotides. RefSeq names its product neuraminidase 4 (gene NEU4). The coding region runs from base 1 to 1296 and encodes 431 amino acids. Lineage: Eukaryota; Metazoa; Chordata; Amphibia; Anura; Myobatrachidae. The transcript has 4 exons. Gene Ontology annotation, cellular component: intracellular membrane-bounded organelle; cytoplasm; membrane. Gene Ontology annotation, biological process: ganglioside catabolic process; oligosaccharide catabolic process. Gene Ontology annotation, molecular function: exo-alpha-sialidase activity. The record is from RefSeq and is a predicted model, not a curated record.
AUGGGGUCCCGUCAUGUUCCUGCACGCACAGUUCUGUUUGAGAGAGAGAAGAAUGGAGUGACGUAUCGUGUCCCAGCCCUCCUUUAUAUACCUCGCUGGUCAACACUUUUGGCAUUCGCAGAAGAGAGGCUUAGCGCAGACGACGCCCAUGCUAACCUGUUGGUAUUACGCCGUGGCACAUUUUAUCGCAACUACGUGGAGUGGGAGGACAUGUAUGCAGUGGAGAGAGCCCACCUGCCCGGACAUCGAUCAAUGAACCCAUGUCCACUGUACAAUGACUUUACAGGACAGAUCUUCCUUUUCUUUAUCGCUGUUCUGGGCAGAGCCACUGAAUCCUACCAGAUCAUCUCUGGGCACAACCUGGCACGUCUGUGCUAUGUAACAAGUUCAGAUCAGGGCAGAAGCUGGAGUGAGGUCACAGACUUGACUUACAAGGUCAUCGGGGAGUCACUAAAAGAGUGGGCCACGUUUGCCUUGGGACCAGGACAUGGCAUCCAGCUGAAGUCAGGCCGGCUCCUUGUCCCUGCUUAUACCUACCACAUUAACUGCAGAGAUUGCUUUGGGAAGCUGUGCCGCACUACACCGCAAGCAUUCACCUUCCGCAGUGACGACCAUGGAAAGUCCUGGACAUUUGGAGAACUCAUCCCAAACCUACAGACAGUAGAGUGUCAGCUGGUGUCAGUGGACGAGGAGGAUGGCACAAACAUUCUGUACUGCAAUGCCAGAAGCCCCCUUGGGUUCAGAGUGCAGGCUCUAAGCUCUGAUGGUGGCAUUGUCUUUCAGCCAGGACAGCUAGUGGAGAAAUUGGUGGAGACACCCAGUGGGUGCCAUGGAAGUGUCAUUGGCUUCCCUGCUCCACUGAACUUCUUCUCAGGGCUUAAUGCCAAUAAUCUCCUAUCUGACCAGCCACGGAGUGCAAAAAGAUUCCAGACCCCUACAUGGGUCCUAUACUCCCAUCCUACCAGUACACAGUCACGUGUGAAUCUGGGUGUCUACCUCAGCCCAUAUCCUAAGGAUGCAGACAGCUGGUCAGGCCCUUGGAUCAUAUAUGAAGGACCUAGUGCCUACUCAGAUCUGGCAUAUAUAGAACUAACUUCUGGUGAUGCUGGGGCAGUGGGGUCCUCUCCAGUAGUUGCCUUUGCUUGUCUCUUUGAAAAUGGCAUAAAUUCUCCCUAUGAGCAGAUAUCAUUCAGUAUAUUUACUCUGUAUGAGGUCAUACAAAGCCUACCGCCUAAUCCCCUCCUCCAUCAGCCCGUGACCAAAACUAGAAUAAAAGGGAACUGUAUGAUGUUUUAAACAAAAUUCUAAAGGCAUCUUUAGAAAAAAUAGACACAGUUAUAUAUUAUAUAUUAUGCUUACUACAGGGCAAUUCACUUCCUACAUUACUGCAUAAAAGCAGUCGCCC